This is a messenger RNA of Aspergillus tanneri, 2184 nucleotides long. RefSeq names its product translation initiation factor eIF2B catalytic subunit epsilon. Bases 1 to 2184 code for a protein of 727 amino acids. Gene Ontology annotation, molecular function: translation initiation factor activity; guanyl-nucleotide exchange factor activity; translation initiation factor binding. NCBI's taxonomy places the organism in Eukaryota, Fungi, Ascomycota, Eurotiomycetes, Eurotiales, Aspergillaceae. The transcript has 7 exons. Gene Ontology annotation, cellular component: eukaryotic translation initiation factor 2B complex. The record is from RefSeq and is a predicted model, not a curated record.
AUGGUCACGUGUGUCACGUGUGUGAUUCGUGGCGCAGAACUCAAACAGCGCAAACAGCGCAAACAGGUAAAAUCUCCCACCGAAAGUGGGAUAUCGCCUCUUAUAAGUGAAGUGGAGGUCGCAGAGUUUCACCGAUCGGAAGAGGUGGAGGAGACCCUGCAGGCUGUUGUACUUGCAGAUACGUUUGAGACCAAGUUCGAACCGUUCAUCCUGGACAAACCUCGGUGCCUUUUACCAUUGGCGAAUACUCCGUUGAUCGAAUAUACCCUCGAGUUUCUUGCCAACGCGGGCGUUGAGGAUGUCUUUCUAUACGGCGGUGCCCAUUCCGACAAGCUAGAGAAAUACAUCAAUGCGUCAAAAUGGAGAUCGCCCUCAUCGCCUUUCAAGCAAUUGGCCUUUCUGAAGUCUACCUCUACGUCUGUCGGAGACGUCAUGCGUGAUCUCGACGGGAAGCAUCUCAUCACCGGCGAUUUCAUCGUUGUGAGCGGUGAUGUGAUUAGCAAUUUGCCAAUUGAGGGCGCUUUGGCCAAGCAUCGUGCUCGUCGCGAGGCAGAUAAGAAUGCUAUCAUGACCAUGAUCCUGCGGGAAGCCGGCCGGAACCAUAGGACGAAGUCCUCCUCGGUGUCGCCUGUGUUCGUUGUCGAUCCCACUAAAGACCGCUGUCUGCACUACGAGGAGAUCGAUCAAUAUGCGCCUGAGUCCUCUCGCUUGAAUAUUGACACGGACAUUAUCUUGUCGCACCAGGAGCUUGAUAUCCGCCAGGACCUGAUCGACUGCAACAUUGACAUUUGCACUCCUGAUGUGCUGAGCUUGUGGUCUGAUAGCUUCGACUACCAAGCCCCGCGGAAGCAGUUCUUAUUCGGUGUUCUGAAAGAUUACGAGCUAAACGGGAAGACGAUCCACACACAUAUCAUCAAGGACUACUACGCAGCAAGGGUGAGGAAUUUGAAGGCUUACGAUGCUGUCAGCAAGGAUGUUAUCUCACGAUGGACAUACCCCCUGUGUCCUGACACCAACUUGCUCCCUGGACACAGCUUCGAUCUUCGAAAGGGGUAUCUGUAUCAAGAGCGAGGUGUAACAUUGGCUCGCUCGUGUGUCAUCGGCCGACGAACGGUCAUAGGACAGGGCACAAGCAUCGGAGAUAAGACAACCAUCAAGGACACAGUCCUAGGAAGGAAUUGUAAGGUGGGCAAAAAUGUCACCUUGGACGGUGCCUACAUUUGGGACGGGGCUAUCAUAGGAGAUGGAACGACUGUCCACCGGGCCAUUAUUGCGGACAACGUUGUCAUAGGAAAUAAGUGCACGGUCGAGUCUGGCGCCCUUCUCUCAUUUGGGGUGAUAAUCGCCGACGGAAUGACAAUCAGCGAAGGAAAACGCAUCACGAGAGCUGCGCGGGAGGAAGAUGGGGUUAUGCCAGCCAGCGAACCAGCAGUGGUCGGCAAAGGCGGAGAAGGCUAUGAAUACGUUCCGUAUGAAGACGAGGAUGAAGAUGAUACUGAGAGCAAUGCUUCGUCUGGUUUAGUUUACAACAUGGCACAUCUUUCUCUUUCUACAGAAUCGAUCUCAACCCUAUCUUCCGAUGUAUCGGACUUUGGCGGAUCUCGUUCAGGAAGCUUCAAUGACUCUGACUCUGACGAUGAGCGCGAAGACCAUUUCGUCCAUGACGCAGCUGUCAGUGUGUACGACAGCUUGCGGGAUGGCGUGACCUCAGACGUGGUGCAACUUGAGCUGGUCAGUCUGCGAAUGACGGCCAACGCCUCGGACCAUCAAGUGCGACGCGCCGUAGUGUCGGCCUUUAUGAAACGGAUCCAGCAGCUGAUGGACGACGGCAAAGGAGCCGGAGAGGCAGUCCGGGACAUUUUUGGCACAUAUCGGGAAAUCAUAGAACGGGCAUUAUUUGACCGCGACAGAGAGGCCAAACCCGACCAAGUGGAUCUCCUGCUUCUCCUGCAACAGGACCUGGCGGGCCGGCCGCGAGGCGAGACGGUCCUUCUGUUCACUGCCAAGGAACUAUACGACCUUGAGAUCGUGGAGGAGGAAGCAUACGAACAGUGGUGGAACGAUGAGCGAUCCAGCAGCAACGAGGAGUUGAAAACAGUGCGUAGCCAAACUCAACAGUUUGUUGAUUGGCUCGCCAAUGCUGAAGAGGAGGAAAGCAGUGAGGAAGAGUCGGAUGAGGAGUAA